Spodoptera frugiperda (fall armyworm) is the source of this 663-nucleotide messenger RNA. Its product is annotated as calcium-binding protein P-like. The transcript is spliced from 3 exons. Lineage: Eukaryota; Metazoa; Arthropoda; Insecta; Lepidoptera; Noctuidae. The coding region runs from base 88 to 609 and encodes 173 amino acids. The record is from RefSeq and is a predicted model, not a curated record.
AAGUAGUAGGUACUUAUGUCAUCAGUCAAUAAAAGCGGACUCGAAGCUCUUCAGAGCACAGUCGACUCCGAGAUCUAGAGAGCCAACAUGUUCCUGAGCAAAGCAUCCGUUGUUCUCCUCGUCGCCUUCUUUGGGACCCCAUGGUUUACGGGAGAUGGAGGUGUUUCUGCGAGUCCGUCGCCACAAGUACCAGCAGCGGCACCGCCAGCUGCGGCCGCUAACAACCCACCUCAACAACCACCCGUGGCUAACCCACAGCAACAACCCGUGGCUAACCCACAGCAACAACCCGUGGCUAACCCACAGCAACCCGUGGCUUACCCACAGCAACCAGUAGUUUACGCACAGCCACCACCAGUGGCUUACCCACAGCAACAACCCGUGGCUUACCCACAGCAACCAGCAGUUUACCCACAGCAACAACCAGUGGCUUACCCACAGCAACCACAAGUGGUUUACCAACAGCCACCACAAGUGGUUUACGCCCAGCCACCCGCCCCGCCUGCCGCGCCAGCUAAACCUGGUUUUCUAAGUGUGUGGGAUGGCAUCCACAGUUGGAAACAAGGUGCCGUCCAAGGCAUUUUGGGGCUAAACCCUGUGACAGGUUGACAUGUUUUUAAAUGAAGAGUAAAAAUAUUACUCAAUAAAUAUUUAAUUUACAAA